Molecule: messenger RNA, 2720 nt
Organism: Olea europaea var. sylvestris
Lineage: Eukaryota; Viridiplantae; Streptophyta; Magnoliopsida; Lamiales; Oleaceae
Product: protein FAR-RED IMPAIRED RESPONSE 1-like
Exons: 3
Coding region: 240-1121 (293 amino acids)
Biological process (GO): regulation of DNA-templated transcription
Source: RefSeq, a predicted model, not a curated record
GUCGGACCUAUAUUGAACGGGUGAGACGAUUAAGACUAGGAGAAGGAGAUGUCGCAGCUUUGCAAUCAUACUUUUCGAAGAUGCAAUCACAGUGUUCGGGAUUUUAUUUUAGUAUGGAUUUAGAUGAUGAGAGACGCCUAAAGAAUGUAUUUUAGGCGGAUAAUAGGUCUAGACAAGCAUACAAAGAGUUCGGAGAUAUUAUCACGUUUGAUACCACAUAUCUCACGAAUAAGUAUGAUAUGCCUUUCGCACCUUUUGUUAGAGUAAAUCACCACGGACAAUCAACACUGCUUGGUUGUGGUUUGCUGUCCAAUGAGGAUACGAGUACGUUCGUAUGGCUAUUUAGGACAUGGCUCGAGUGCAUACACGGUCGACCUCUCCAUGGUGUUAUUACUGAUCAAGAUAAGGCUAUGCAAAAUGCGAUUGAGAUUGUCUUUCCAAAUGCAAAACACAAAUGGUGUUUAUGGCACAUCAUGAAGAAGUUGCCAGAAAAGUUUGGUUAUCACAGUGAUAAAAGCUCAAUAUUUUCUUGUAUGCAUGGUCUAGUAUAUGAUUCGCAACACGAGGACGAAUUUGAAAAUGGCUGGAUGAAUAUGAUCUGUAGAUUUGACUUACACAAUAAUGAUUGGUUGUUGGGGCUGUAUGAGAACAGGUGUAAAUGGGUACCUUGCUUCUUGAAAAUCACUUUCUGGGCAGGGAUGUCGACGACACAACGAAGUGAAAGUAUGAAUGCGUUCUUCGACGGAUAUGUCCACUCGAAGACCUUUUUAAAACAGUUUGUCGAACAUUAUGAAAGGGCGUUAAGGAAUAAGGCCGAGAAGGAGUUUCAGGCGAAAUUCAAGCCAUACUCACAAAUGGUGCCGUGUGCAACAACAUUUGAAAUGGAGAAGCAAUUUCAGUCUGCUUACACUAUUUCGAAGUUCAAGGAAGUGCAGGAGGAGUUCACAGGAAAGAUGUACUGUGACGUCGCUUCAGUCACAGAAGAGUGUUUUGGGACGACUUACGAGGUUCGGGAGUCUGUGAACUGCCCUGGGGGCAGGAAGAGGAAAACAUACAAUGUCUUGUACCGAAACGACACAUGCGAAGUUAUUUGUAGCUGCCAUUUGUUUGAGUUUCGAUGAAUUAUAUGCAGGCAUGCGAUCACUGUCUUAGACCGUAAUGAUAUCACAAAAAUGCCAGAGAGGUAUGUAGUGCGGAGAUGGCGAAGAGAUGUCACUAGAGCGCAUACAAGGGUUUUUGUGAAGUACGCUGGGUUGGUUAGCACUCUUGAACAAAUGAGAUACGAUGACAUGUGUCAGACAUUUGUUGAGGUGGCAGACCUUGCUUGCACUGACGAAUUGCGAUCGCGUGCGAUUAUGGAUUGGAUACAAUGUCAAGCUGCAGAGUUACGGUCUUUGGAUUCUAGUAGUGGGAGUAAUGUUCUUUCGCAGGCUACUACUCACAUAGCGAGCCAAUGUAAUGAUUCACAAAAUACUGCCGGCACGGGCAUAUUAGAUCCCAAAUUAUCGAAAAGGAAGGGGCACCAAGAAAACUUUGAAAAAAGGGCCCGUUGGAGUCAACUUCGAAAAAAGCGAAGGUUGCUUCGACUACAUGCAAAGGGAAGAGACCGAAGGAUAAUCAUUUUCCCGUGGAAGCCGCUACACCGGUUGUGAAUAUCACUCCAGAAUUUCAAUGUUUGCAACUAAAACCAUUCUCAUAUUCCCAGCUAUUGUUGGGAGAUGCCAUGAGCCAAAUGUUUACCCAACAAUUACCUUCGUCUACUUUGAUCCCCCACAAUUCAAUCUCAAUCCUCGAGUCCGUACUUUGCUCCACCACCUUUUCCGCAGCAAGGUGCUACAUUUAUCGAAACGGCUGAAGUUGGGUUAAAUUCCGAUCAGGUGAAAGUUUUACUUCUUGUUCGUCUCUUGGAAAUGUCUUCACUUCUAGGAUUUUGAUGAAGCUGUCUUCACUUCUAGGAUUUUCAAAACGAUUUGUAGAAUAGCAAUCGGUGAUUUUUACUAUAGUUGACUUCUGAUUCGAAGAAUUUAGACUUGGUAAAUUGGAAAAAAGUCAGUUGGCGCAUUGCACUUGCAUUAGAUGCCACAGCUCUAGCCCAGAAUUUGAUCUGUGUCUUCAUGUCUUCUGUUGACCUUUUGCUUGAAGAAGAUGAUGAGUUUUAUGCCAUCCACGCCUCAAAAAGAAAUGGCCUCCUCAUAUUUUCUUCUUCUGCUGAUUUGACUUGCUUCUUGUCUUUCAAACCUGGGAGUAUGCGAACUAUACUUGCAUUUAAGUCUUGUACCUUGUCGAAAUUGAAUCCCAAAUCCUUAAAUCCUUGAACUUCUUCGAACUCAAGAUCAGUUAAGCUUUUACUCGUCUUAAUUUGACUAGCUGGGUAUUGCUUUUUCAUCUAUUCCAUCCCCUCCAUUUUAAGGUUUUUUAAUCCUGGUUUCUUUCGACCUGGUUGAUUUCUUGGCUGGCUACAACUUUGCGGACCAUAGCCUGUAAUGUAACUAUGUAAGUACUAUAACAUUAGGUCUUGAAUCGAUAGCAAGAAUAUCGGGUUGAAUUCAACAAGAUUAAAGAAGUAAAACCCGUAACUUAGCUGGCUACAACUUUGCUUGAGCUUGUUCUUACCUUUCCAUUGAUGUUGUCUAUAUUAAACCAGAACGCAUAUAUUUCUCACCUUUGGAUAGGGACAGGUUCUUGAUUGAUUCAUAGGUUUGAUCAAAUGAUUUGGAACA